UUAUUUCAAUAGAAAAUCAAGGGGAGUAUUAGCCAGAAACUUAUGAUCAGGUUCUUUGUAUUCCCUGGAGAAGGAGACUAAACAGUAAGAAGAAGCAUGUCGACAAGAGCCAGAAAGCGUUGGCAUGUGAGCUAUCGAGCAAUCUAUGCCAGCCGGGCCAUGGGAUCUCUUAUUGUGUCCAAAACCGAUUGUAAUGAAAAUGAUAAUUCUCAGUCUGUUACCUCACUCUUACACUCUUCCAGUGCUACUGCCUCCUUUGCAGUCGAUGGUUCAGAUAUUUCCCAACUUGGAAUCCAAGACAAUUCCCCUCAAAACAUCUUUGUCCCCAACGUUGACCGACAGGCACUCAUGAACAUCGUCAAGAACAAAGACAUGGAAGCUCUAAAUGAGCUUGGAGGAGUUGAAGGAGUGGCAUCCUCUCUAGGAACUAUUUUUGACAACGGAAUCCUAGACAAUGAUCAAUAUAUCAACAAGCGGCGUGACAUGUUUGGUUCAAAUACUUGCAUUGAGAUACCCCAAAAAGGUUUCCUUUAUUUUGUUCACGAUGCUUUGAAAGACAUCACUAUUCUAAUCCUACUGGCCCUGGCAGCUCUUUCAUUUGGGUUUGGAUUUGGAAUCAAACAUGGAAAAUGGACUGGCUGGUAUGAUGGUCUUGGUAUCUUUAUUGCUGUGCUUAUUGUUGUUGUUUGUUGUGCUCUCAGAGACUUGAAACAAGAGAUAGAGUUCCAUAAUUUGUCUAAAUUUAGUGAAGAUAAGAAGAUUGAAGUCAUCAGAGGGGGAAGGCGAAAAGAAAUCUCUGUCUUUGAUGUUGUAGUUGGAGAUAUUGUGCUGCUUAAAAUAGGUGACCAAGUUCCAGCAGAUGGAUUGUUUAUAAAUGGGCAUUCUUUGCAAGUAGAUGAGUCAAGCAUCACAGGGGAGAGUAUGCCCAUCCAGAUUGAUUCAACUGAGAAUCCUUUUUUGUUAUCCGGUUCAAAAGUUUUAGAUGGCUAUGCAAAUAUGCUGGUGACGUCUGUGGUGACUAACGCAGAUUCGGCAGGACUGAUGUGCCCGCCUUCUUCAUGCAGUUCGACCAAUCCAACAACUUUACAAGAUCAUCUAGACAAAAUAGCUUCUUCAGUUGAGAAGGUAGGUCUCAUUGUUGCUUAUGUGUUUCUUCUAGUCAUGGGAAUUCGUUAUUUCACAGGGAAUACAACUGAUGAGGAUGGAAAUAGUGAGUACCAUGGCAGCAAAACAGAUGCACAUGAAGUUGUAACUGGAGUGGUGAAAUUUGUUGCGACAGCAGUUGCUACCACUGUGGUGGCAGGCCCAAAAGGUUUGCAUAUGGCUUUCAAACUAACACUAGCUUGCUUUGUGAAGACAAUGAUAACGGACCAGGCAUUUAUAAGGAACCUAUCAGCUUGUGAGACAAUUGGCUUUGCUACUACUAUUUGUACUGAUAAAACUGGAAUCUUGACUAUGAAUCAAAUGAAAGUAGUUGAGUUUUGGCUCGGGCAAGAUCUCAUUGUUCCUUCCAAUAACAUAACACCGAGUGUGCGCGAAUUAUUUUACCAAGGAGUUGCUGUGAACACUACAGGUAGUAUAUACAAACCUGUAUCAGGUUCUGAACCUGAAUUUUCUGGUAGUCCAACAGAGAAAGCUAUUCUGUCUUGGGCUUCUCUUGAGCUGGGAUUGGACAUGGACAAACUGAAAAGUGAUUACAAGGUUCUACGUGUUAAGACGUUUAACUCAGAGAAGAAGAAAAGUGGGGUUCUGUUGAGGAAGAACGUCGAAAGCACCAUGUACGUUCACUGGAAGGGAGCUGCAGAGAUGGUACUAGAAAAGUGCUCAAGUUAUCAUGACAGUGAUGGAACCGUAAAGUCCUUGGACGAAGAUGCACGGAGUAAAAUUGAGAAAAUAAUCGAGGGCAUGGCAGCUAGUAGCCUCCGAUGCAUUGCUUUUGCUCACCGCCAAAUUUCAGAAGAAGAAAUGGAAUACACUGAUGACAACAAGACCCAACCAAAGCUUAAAGAAGAUGGUCUAACCUUGCUUGGUGUAGUUGGCCUCAAAGACCCAUGUCGACCAGGAGUUAAGCAAGCAGUGGAAACCUGCAAAUCUGCGGGAGUCGCUAUCAAAUUGAUCACAGGAGACAACAUUUUCACAGCCAAAGCUAUAGCUACUGAGUGUGGAAUACUAGAGCCCCAUGAUCAGCAAAUUGAUGGGGAAGUAAUAGAAGGUGCAGAGUUUCGAAACUACACAGACGAACAGAGAAUGAAGAAGAUUGACAACAUACGUGUGAUGGCAAGGUCCUCUCCAUCUGACAAGCUUUUGAUGGUACAGUGUCUGAAACAGAGAGGUCAUGUGGUUGCAGCGACUGGAGAUGGCAUUAAUGAUGCUCCUACCUUGCUUGAAGCUAACAUAGGAAUUUCUAUGCGGAUACAAGGCACUGAAGUGGCCAAACAGAGUUCAGAUGCAGUCAUCCACGAUAACUUCGCUUCUAUUGUCAAAACUGUGAGCUGGGGACGAUCAAUUUACAGCCGCAUUCAAAACUUCAUCCAGUUUCAACUGACUGUGAACGUUACAGCUCUAGCUAUUAACUUUUUUGCAGCUGUUUCACUUGGUGAGAUUCCAUUUACAGCUGCGCAACUGUUGUGGGUUAAUCUGAUUAUGGACAUUUUAGGUGCUCUGGCUCUACUCACAGAACGACCGAGUCAUGAUGAGCUAAUGUACAAGCCACCAUUACCAGGUCAGAUGGAGCCCUUGAUAACAAGCAGCAUGUGGAGGAACAUUUUGGCUCAAUCUGUAUAUCAAAUAACCAUCCUUUUGAUCUUAAAUUUUAAGGGUAAGUCAAUCUUUCAUGUCUCUGAAGAGGUUAAAAACACAAUGGUUUGGAAUGCUUUUGUGCUCUGCCAACUCUUAAACAUGUUUAAUUCAAGAAGUACUGACAAGCAGAAUGUGUUCAAGGAUAUUCACAGACACCAUCUAUUUUUGGGAGUGGUUGGGAUAACUGUUGUUCUACAGUUUGUAAUGAACGUGCUUCUUAACAAGCUUGCAAACACAACAAGUCUUAAUGGGUUCCAGUGGCUGUCUUGUGCACUAAUAGCAGCCCCAACAAUUCCCCUUGGUUGGUUUGUAAAAUCAAUACUUAUUUCAGAUAGAGACCUUGAGAAACUGAAGAAAGCAGUUAUGACUUCCGUAAUCGGCGUAGUUGUUACCGCGGUCGUAAAUGCCCUCUAUAAUUUACACAAGAAAUCUAACUGAGCUAGCUACUCCACUCCAUUAGUACUUGCCGGGGAUUUGUAACAGUUGUGUCACCCUGAUUAUAUGAGCCCUAUGACAGGAGAAAUCUGGUCGAGCACAGCACUGGCGAGUUCCUGAUGCAGUUUAAUGUAGGAGCACAGUACUUACUCAGUUGCUAGACAAUGGGAAGUUAGUGAGAGCUUCCAUGGAGAAUGAGGUUCUUAGUUAGUGUGACUAUUUUAAUAAACAUGGUGAUUAUACCAUUGGAGUUUCCGGAUGAUCAUCCAAGAUCCACUUGUAAGAUAUGGUUCGUGAAAAUCUUAUUAGCUGCAGAAGGUAUUGAUGUUGUUGUAUGUAAUUUAAUCCAAUUAAACAGACAAAUUCAAACAAAUCUUAAAAUAUAUACAAAUAAAUUAGAUA
Molecule: messenger RNA, 3636 nt
Organism: Humulus lupulus (European hop)
Lineage: Eukaryota; Viridiplantae; Streptophyta; Magnoliopsida; Rosales; Cannabaceae
Product: calcium-transporting ATPase 12, plasma membrane-type-like
Exons: 2
Coding region: 97-3237 (1046 amino acids)
Biological process (GO): calcium ion transmembrane transport
Cellular component (GO): membrane; intracellular membrane-bounded organelle
Molecular function (GO): P-type calcium transporter activity; ATP binding; ATP hydrolysis activity
Source: RefSeq, a predicted model, not a curated record